AUGGCGAAGGCACCUUCCUCGCUCGUUUUCCCCAUCAUCUUCCUUGUGAUGUUUGCUUUGGUUGAGCAGAAUAUGGGAUGCAUGGAUGUUAUUGGAACGUGCCGUUACAUUCCCGAUUGCGGUGGGGCAUGCAGAGUUAGAUUUGGAAUAAAUGCACGUGGUUUCUGUGACCGCGACGGUGCUGAUGGAAGAUGUAUUUGCGCUUACCCUUGUCCGAGUGAUAAGACUCAUUCAUGA
Eutrema salsugineum is the source of this 237-nucleotide messenger RNA. RefSeq names its product defensin-like protein 171. The transcript has 2 exons. Lineage: Eukaryota; Viridiplantae; Streptophyta; Magnoliopsida; Brassicales; Brassicaceae. Bases 1 to 237 code for a protein of 78 amino acids. The record is from RefSeq and is a predicted model, not a curated record.